AUGAUGGACAACCGCGUCUCUCUUGGCUCCAUCCAGAAAACCGUCUGGGACGGUCGCAUACCCUUGGAAAUCAUACUAGCUCCGUCAGAAAGUCGAACAUUUAACAAGACAGAUCCCUAUCUGAUCGCGUAUCCUCGCAUUUCAUAUUUCCCCUCAUUACUCCCAAGACUUCGGGCUUUCUUCUCGAGCUCACUGAUUGCACCUGAAUCUCAGCCCCAUGACGGUUGGUUCGAAUUUGAGGGUGUGCCCUUGAAGUGGCACUACCCUAUCGGUCUGCUGUUUGACCUCUAUGCCGGAGCAACCCCUGCCUCCAAGACUGCGUCCAUAGGCGACGAGUCUCCUGAGGAUGGCUCAAAGCUCCCUUGGCGCUUGAUCGUUCACUUCAGUAACUGGCCUGAUGGGAAUCUCGUCCGCCUGGAUGCCGAUGGAAUGGUCAUGGGCGAUGCCUUCAUCAACAGUGUCAAGGAAGCUGAUUUCCUCCGCAAUGGCACUGCCAAGGGAAUUAUGAGUCUCUCAAAAGAAUACUCAUCAGGUCUCUGGAAGGCCGUCGAAGAGGUUGAUCUUCCCUCUUUCCAGCGAAUCUCAAACAUACUUCUCCCCCAGCUUUCACAGCCUUUCCGCAACGUACCGAUCAGGAUAUUCCUGCCACUACCGCCAGAUGACGAUUCUCCAUCCCUCAAGGUUGUUCAAUCGCCACUUCCCCCUUCAAUACCAGCACCGAGCAUGCAAUCCAGCCAACUAUUGAACCCGCGCUCCAGCCCAUCCACCCAACCCCAAACGAUCGGCACUGUUUUACACACAUUGCUCCCAAACCUGUUCCCUAGCAGAAGAACCCCUGUUCUUGCAAAACCUGUACUGCAUGGCUCUGUUAUACCAAUGUCUGCUCCGAUAGAAGAGGUGGUACGGAGCUCUGCUUACGGAGAUGGCUGGGCAUACUUGGUAGUGAGGAUGAUGGGAUAG
Penicillium salamii is the source of this 960-nucleotide messenger RNA. The record is from the annotation of a GenBank genome assembly. NCBI's taxonomy places the organism in Eukaryota, Fungi, Ascomycota, Eurotiomycetes, Eurotiales, Aspergillaceae.